Messenger RNA from Gorilla gorilla gorilla (western lowland gorilla), 11199 nucleotides. It is a transcript of the gene TFCP2, whose product is annotated as transcription factor CP2. The record is from RefSeq and is a predicted model, not a curated record. Gene Ontology annotation, cellular component: nucleus. Lineage: Eukaryota; Metazoa; Chordata; Mammalia; Primates; Hominidae. Bases 8165 to 9415 code for a protein of 416 amino acids. The transcript has 12 exons. Gene Ontology annotation, biological process: positive regulation of transcription by RNA polymerase II. Gene Ontology annotation, molecular function: RNA polymerase II cis-regulatory region sequence-specific DNA binding; DNA-binding transcription activator activity, RNA polymerase II-specific.
AGCUAGGAAUACAGGCGCCCACCACCAUGCCCAGCUAAUUUUUGUAUUUUUAGUAGAGACGGGUUUUCACCAUGUUAGCCAGGCUGGUCUCGAACUCCUGACCUCAAGUGAUCCGCCCACCUCGGCCUCCCAAAAUGUUGGGAUUAUUAUAGGCGUGAGCCACUGCACCUGGCCUAAUUUAUGUAUUUUUUAGUACAGACGGCAUUUUGCCAUGUUGGCCAGGCUGGUCUCAAACCCUUGACCUCAAGUGAUCCUCCCGCCUCAGCCUCCCAAAGUGUUGGGAUUGCAGGCAUGAGUCACCGUGUCCAGUGUUGUCUAAGAAAUUCUUUCUUAUGCUGAGGCCGUAAAGAUAUUCUCCUGUAUUGUCUUUUUAAAGUUUUCUAUGUUUGCUUUUCACACUUUAAUCUACUUAAAGUUGAUUUUGUAUUGGGUGUUGCUAAGGCUCCAAUUCCAUUUUUUUCACCUACAAAUGUCUAAUUUUUCCAGCAUAAUUUAUUGAAAAGUCCAUCUUUUGCCACUGAUCAACUAUACUAGCUGUCAUAAAUCAAAUUUCUAUAUAUGUGGGGUCAGUUUAUGGGUUCUGUGUUCUCUUCUAUAGGUUAAUUUGUCUAUCUGUGUCAAUACCAUGCUGUCUUAAUUACUCAAGUUUUUAAGUAAUUGUUGGUAUCUGGCAGGGCAUAGCCCUCAUCUCAUUCUUUUUCAGGAGUAUGUGGCCUUUCUUGGUUCGCUUAUUGAUAGAAAUUUUAGAAUGGCUGGGUGCAGUGGCACACACCUGUAAUCUCAGCAUUUUGGAAGGCUAAGGUGGAAGGAUUGAUUGAGCCCAGGAGUUUGAGACCAGGCUAGGCAACAUAAACGGACCCUAUCUCUACAAAAAAAUUGAAAAAUUAGCCAGGUGUGGUGGUGCACACCUGUAGUCCCAGCUACUCAAGAGGCUGAGGUUGGGGGAGGAUUGUUUGAGCCUCGGCAGUUGAAGCUGCAGUGAGCCAUGAUUAUGCCACUGCACUUGGCCUGGGCAGCAAUGAGACCCUGUGUCAAAAAAAAUUUUUUUUUAAGAAUCAUCUUGUCAAGUUGAAUCUAUUGCGAUAUUUAUUGGAGUUGAACCUAUAGAUGAAUUUGGGAUAAAUUGACAUCAUUGGCAUAUGUAUCCAGCCUUUCAAUCUUUGAACAUAAUGUAACCCUCUAUUUAGGUCUUAUCUGAAUAUUUCUUGAAUUUGUCUGCUUUGUAUCUACUUUUGUUGCUGGGUCAAAUUCUCAUUGUUUCUUACCUGGACUGUUGAAUAGCUUUCAACUCCCCAUCUUUGGUCUGUCUUUUCCAAGAGACAGCCUAGCAUAGUGACAUCUGAAACCAAACUUAGGGGUUUGAAUUCUGGCCCCACCAGGAUUGGGCAAAUUACUUAACACCUCCAUGCUUCUCUUUAAAAUGGAGGUAAUAAUAAUAGUACUUACCUUGUGAGAUUGUUAUGAAGAUUAAAUGAGUUUAUAUAUGUAAAAUAAUUAGGGUAGUGUCAGGCAACUAGUAAGUGCUCAAUAAAUGCUAGCAAUUAUUACUGUCAUAUAAAUUCUAGUAGCUUACCUCCAGAGCCUGUCCUCUAAAUUUCUAUCCUCUACUGAAGAGAACAUGAACUCAAGAUAUAUUUUAUAGAUAAAAAUGUAUAGGACUUGCUAAGGGACAUGAGGAUAAGAGAAAGGAUCAAUCUAGGAUGCCUUCAAGAGUUCUGGUUUGAAUAUUUUGUUGGAUGGUGUUGCCAUUUGCUGAGAAAGGGGGAUAGGCUAGUUAUGUUUAGAAUAAGAUCAAGAGUUUUAUAUUGGACUUGGUCCAUUUGGUAUCUCUGAGAGACAUCCAAAAGGCAGUGUUAGGUAGGUAUUAAAUAUGCAAAUCAAUAUACAAGUCUAGGCCUAGUAGACACAUUUGGGAGUCAUCAGAAUAAAGAGAUACUUAAAUGUAUGGGAGUUAAAUGAGAUCUUCUGAAAGUGUAGAAAGAGAAGAGCCAAAAAUCAAGUCCAGAGAUUUUGUAGAGGAGGAGGGUUGCCACAAGGGAGUUGAGAAGAUGUUGCCAGUGAGGUAGGAAGAAAAAUCAGGUAGAGUAUUCAGGAUCCAGAGAAGAGAGUGGUAAAUUUAGGAGUUACAGUUGUGUUGAGUGCUCCUGAAAACAGAAGUAAGAUGAGCCCUGAGAAGUGACCACUGAGUUUGGCUACAUGGAAGUCAUUGGUGACCAUGACAAGUACUUGCCAUGGUGUGUUGUAGUGAAAGCUGAACUGUCUUGGUUGAAGGAAUGAAUUGGCAGUGAGGAAAUAGAGAUUCUGUGUAUAAAGACUUUUAGUUAUGAAAGGUACAGAGAAGUAUAGCAGUAGUUGAAGGCGGAUGUGGGAAGACUUUCUUUUUAAAAGAUGGGAAAUACUCAAAUGUGAUGGUAUGCUAAUGGGAAUGAUCCAUGGAGGAAGAUUGAUGGUACAUGUAUUGGGAUAAUCAGAGGAAAAAGGUUCUUGAGAAUUGAGAAGGGAUGGGAUCCAAGUCUGUGGGUAAGGAUUAGCCUUUCCCAGGAGGAGGAACUUAGCCUUCGUUGCAUCAGGAGCAAAAGAGAAGAUGGUUUCAAGGGCAGAUAGGUUUGUAGGUUUGGUAGGGAAAGAAAAUGCUUAAAAAUGUAUGAGAGAUUUAAUUAAUUAAAUUGUACAUGAAGAAGUAAUUGCAGUAACAUGCAGACCCAUAAAGAAGAAUAUUCAGGAGAUCUUCACAGGGAUCAUAGACAGCCAGGUACUCAAUACAGAUUUGAUAAUAAAUGGUAGCAGCAUGGUCUUGACUAUUCAUCCACAGUAUAUCCCAAUCACGUUUGCUGAGUAGCCUAAUUAUAAAGACUUUUUUUUUUUUUUUUUUUUUUUUUGCAACAGAGUCUUGCUCUGUCACCCAGGCUGGAGUGCCGUGGCACAAUCUCGGCUCACUGCAAUCUCCGCCUCGGGGAUUUCAAGCAGUUCUGCUUCAGCCUCCUGAGUAGCUGGGUUUACAGGUGUGCGCCACCACGCCUGGCUAAUUUUUGUAUUUUUAGUAGAAACGGGGUUUCACCGUGUCAGUUAGGCUGGUCUCAAACUCCUGACCUCGUGAUCCACCCGCCUCAGCCUCCCAAACUGCUGGGAUUACAGGCGUGAGCCACCGUGCCUGGUUUUUUUUUUUUUUUUUUUGAGACAGAGUCUCACUCUGUCACUCAGGCUGGAGUGCAGUGGUGCCAUCUCGGCUCACUGCAACCUCUGCCUCCCAGGUUCAAACGAUUCUUGUACCUCAGCUUCCCGAGUAGGUGUGAUUACAGGCGUGCGCCACCAUGCCCAGCUAUUUUUUUUUUUUUUUGUAUUUUUAGUAGAGAUGAGGUUUCACUAUGUUGUCCAGGCUUGUCUCUAGCUCCUGGCCUCAAGUGAUCUGCCCACAUUGGCCUCGCAAAGUGCUGGGAUUACAAAUGUGAGCCACCCUGCUCAGCUAAAGACCCCUAUUUUUUAUAUGGGCAUAUUCUUAUUAUUUUAGUUAUUUAAAAAAAUAGUGUUUAUUAAGUACCUAGGAUGGCCAGGUCUUGUUGAUAAUAGGGUGACAAGACAAAGAAGAUCCUUGCAAGAAUAGAGCUUGCGUUCCUAUGGAAGAAGUACAGAGAAGAAACUAUAAACAGAUAGAUAAGGAAAUUUCAGAAAGAAGUGCCAUAAUGAAAAUAUAUGGAGUCUUCUUUAGGUAGAAUGAUGAGUGAAUGUCUCUCUGCAGAGGUACACACUUGAACACAGACCUAAAUAAUAAAAAGAACCACACAGAAAUCUGGAAAUUUAUUUAGCCUUCUGGGCAGAAAGAUCAGCUAUAUUGCAGAAUCUUUUAGUUCUUCCCCUACUUCCCCCUGCAUUUUUUUUUUGGUCCCAGCUACUCAGGAGGCUGAGGUGAGAGGAUCGCUUAGACCCAGAAGUUCAAGACCAUCCUGGGCAAGAUGGUGAGACCCCAUCUCUACCAAAAAAAAAAUGUAAAAAAUAUUAUUUUAUUAUUAUUAUUAUCAUUAUUUGUAUUUUUUAGACAGAGUCUCACUCUGUUGCCCAGGCUGGAGCCCAGUGGUGUGAUCUCAGCGCACUGCAACCUCUGCCUCCCAGGUUCAAGCGAUUCACCUGCCUCAGCCUCCCAAGUAGCUGGGAUUACAGGCGCCUGCCACCACGCCUGGCUAAUUUUUGUAUUUUUAGUAGAGACAGCGUUUCACCAUGCUGGCCAGGCUGGUCUCAAACUCUUGACCUCGGAUGAUUCACCUGCCUUGGCCUCCCAAAAUGCUGCAAUUACAGGUGUGAGCCACUGUAUCCAACCAAAAACUUUAAAAAUUAGAUGGUUGCAGUAAUGUGUCUCUGUGGUCCCAGCUAUUCAGGAGGCUAUGGCAGGAGGAUCCCUUGAGCCUAGGAGUUUGAGGCGGCAGUGAGCUAUGAUAGUACCACUACACUCCAGCCUGGGUGACAGUGUGAGACCCUGUCUCUAAAAAAUGAAGGAAAGAAGGGAGGGCCCAGGUGCAGUGGCUCACACCUAUAAUCCCAGCACUUUGGGAGGCUGAGAUGGGAGGAUCACUUGAGCCCAGGAUUUUGAGACUAGCCGGGGCAACAUUUUGAGACCCCACCUCUACCAAAAAAAAGAAAAAGGAAAAGAAAGAUAGAAAAGAAGGAAGGAAGAAAAAAGGAAGAAAGACAGAGUCUCACUAUAUUACUCAGGCUGGUGUUGAAUUACUGGGCUCAAGCGAUCCUGCGCCUCAGCCUCCCAAAGUAUUGGGAUUAUAAAUGGGAGCCACCAUGCCUGGCCUUUGAGUCCUUUUCAGGUUCUUUUAGUGAAAUCAUAGUUAAUCGAUACUAUCAUUUUAUUAGUAUGAGUUGUGCAAAUAUCCACGCAUAAGUGUUAGAGUGCAACACCUUUAGAAAUAUCUUUGGAGCAUCAGUGGGAGCUUUUGAUUAUUUAUUUUUCCCCUCAGGAAUGUUUUGAACAGUUGCUACUUAAUAUGAGGCAUUGAGUGUUGAUAAACAAGGAUAAAACUUGGAUAAAAUGAGUUUAUUUGCUUACUAUUUCCCUACUGCCUGAAAUAGUUCCAGGCAUAUCAGUGUUCGUAAUGUAUUUAUUGAAUGAAUGAAUAAACUCAUUUGUAAAUCCAGUAUUUAAUAGCUGUGUAACCUUGGGCACAUCAUUUAACAUUUCUAAUUACUGUAGCUUCAGUUCCUUCAGUUGGAAAAUGGUGAGGAGGAGACAAUUCCUCCUCCCUCACAGCAUUAUUGUAUGAAUUAAAUGGAAAUUUAUGUGCAAAAAAUGAAUCAUAGCAAUUGAGUUGAGGUAGAAGAGAGCAGAUGGACCCCAAGGCCUGGGGGCAAGGGAAGGAACUGCAGUCUGUCUGCUGAAUCUUUUAAAAAAGUCAAAGAGGCCAGGUGCAGUGUCUCCUGUCUGUCAUGUCAGCACUUUAGGAGGCUGAGGCAGGAGGAUCCUGAGAGGCCAGGAGUUCAACACCAGUCUGGGCAACAUAGUGAGGCCCUGUCUGUACACAAAAUUGAAAGAUGAGCCAGGCGUGGUGGUGUGUGCCUAUAGUCCUAGCUACUUGGGAGGCUGAGGCUGAGGUGGGAGGAUUGAUUGGGCCCAGGAGUUUGAGACUUGCAGUGAGCUAUGAUCACGCCACUGCUCUCCAGCCUGGGCAACAGAGCAAGACGCCGUCUCACUAUACAUAUGUAGAUAAAGGGAAAAGAGAGAUGGGAAGUAUGGUGAGAGAUGAGACUGGAAAGGUAAACUGGGCCCAGUUUUGAAGAGUUUUGGGAGCCAUGUUGAAGAGUUAGCACUUUAUCAUGAUUGCGUUGGGAAACCACUGAAGCUUUAUAAACAGAGAAGGGACAUUUCUAGAUUUACAUUUUAAAAAGUUACUCUGGCUGCAGGUUGGACGAUAAUGAUAAAAAGCUAGUUAUCAUGCCUGAGGAGGGUUGAGGCUUAGUAAACUGGGUGUCUUCUGCUCUGCAUAUCCUUAGAAAUACAAAUUUACUCUCUAUCUAUAAAAGACAAGGGGCAAAUAACAUUUCUGCUUUGAUUGCAUCAUCAGCUCUAACUGGUUACAUCUCUAGGGAAUUUGCUGGCCAUUUUAGAAGAAAAGGCCUUCCUUCAUCAGAAAUGUGGUCUGGCCGGGCACGGUGGCUCACACCUAUAAUCCCAGCACUUUGGGAGGCCGAGGCUGGUGGAUAACCUGAGGUUGGGAGUUCGAGAACAGCCUGACCAACAUGGAGAAACCCCGUCUCUAGUGAAAAUAGAAAGUUAGCCAGAUGUGGUGGCACACACCUGUGAUCCCAGCUACUCAGGAGGCUGAGGCAGGAGAAUCGCUUGAACCCGGGAGGCGGAUGUUGUGGUGAGCCAAGAUCAUGCCAUUGCACUCCAGCCUCUCACCAUUGCACUCCAGCCUGGGCAACAGAGCAAAACUUGGUCUCAAAAGAAAAAAGAAAUGUGGUCUGAAGGAGGAGAAAUGUUCAGAAGUCCUAUCACUUUUAGCAUAAAAGAGAAGAGAUGGUUAGAGCCUGUUUACCAUUUCACAGGACUAACUAUUCUGGUACUUUCAGGAUUUUCCUAAAAGUCAUCAUCAAUUAAAGCCUUAAAACACAGAAAACUAGGCCAGGCACAGUGGUUCACACCUGUAAUCCCAACAAUUUGGGAGGCCAAGGCGGUUGGAUCACUUAAGGCCAGGAGUUUGAGACCAGCUUGGCCAAUGUGGUGAAACCCCAUUUCUACUAAAAAUACAAAAAUUAGCCAGGCAUGGUUUACAUGGGAUUAUAGGAGUGCGCCUGUAAUCCCAGCUACUCGACAGGCCGAGGCGGGAGAAUCACUUGAACGUGGAAGUCGUAGGUUGUAGUGAGCCGAGAUAGUGCCACUGCACUACAGCCUGGGCGACAGAGUGCUACUCCAUUCAAAAAACAAACAAACAAACAAAACACACACAGAGAAAAAUAGAAAAUAAAUAAAUACACAGAAAAGUGUCUGUGCUUGCCUUUCAGUAAGGGGAAGAAUGAGGGACUAGAGAGAUUGUCCUACUUUGAAGCCAGGCAUGGUAGGGAGUACAGGAUGAGCAAGACAUAAGAACUCUCAAGUAUAGAGAGGUAAUAGUGAUGCUUGCCAGUGAAGAUGGAAGCCUAACUGCAAGGGGGAAGAAAGCAUGAGCUGGUAGACAUUUUGGAUCGGAAAAGAAGCUUUGAGGCUCAGCACUAUAAAGGGCUAAGUGUGGAUUCCCUUAGUCACAAGAAAACAAAACAAAAUAAAACUGUUGGUGUUUUCCCAGUUAUGCCAUACUAUGAUGAUAUACAUUUGAUCUUUGAAUACUGAAAUGGGAGUUCUAUUUUCUGUAUCAAAAUAGUCAGAUUCCCUUCAACAUAUAGCCUAUGAAUAUUGCUGCGAGUUGCCAUUUUUUGCCUAACUGGAAACAGUCAGUGAUUUCAGAAAUUUAAUAAAAGAGCCUAGUACUAAUGAUGCCACAGGUGAUGUUUUCAAUUAGCAGUGUUUUAAUGAGAUCUGUAGGCUGGUAAAUGCUAAUCCUAUAAUGUAUGGAAAAAAACUAAGAAGGUAGGCCUAUAUCUAGUAAAUCUCCUGAGGUAGGGCUUUGCUGAUUCAGAUUUCUUUGAUUAAACUUUUAAUAUCUUACAAGCUCCCUGGAAGUAAAUUUGUAUCUGACACAGAUAGUUUUCAGCUUCCAAAAUAAAUAAGGUUAGCAAAAAUUAGAUGUGUUUAGUGACUUUAUAAGCUAAAGGAAAAUAAAAGCACAUUUCUGGUAGGUAUAAAUAAUUGGUAGUUGUCAAAUAAUUCAGCAGAGUGGAAAUGUGAGAGACUGAAAGACUUGAGGCAAAAAAAGGGAAAUCAGCUCCAUUUUUUGGUAAACUUUGAGACGUACAUAAUGAAAUGUACAUCUGGUAUCUCGCAAGUGAUCUAAACUGAUCUCAUAAUCGUGCUGAAGAAAUAGAUUUGUAGUCCAGAAGCACUUCUUAAAGUGCUUAAAGAACAUUAAGCCCAGUUUUGACAUGUGGGAAACAGUUCCAGAACCAGUAUUCCCAGAGAAAGACUAUCAAAUGACAGGUAUCUCUCUCAGGGACAGCAUAAAAUCCAGAUAUGGUAUAGUUUUUUUUGUUGCUGUUUGUUUUUGAGACAGUCUCCUCUGUCGUCCAGGCUGAAAUGCAGUGGCAUAGUGUCAGCUCACUGCAACCUCCUCUUCUGGGUUCAAGCAAUUCUCCUGCCUCAGCCUCUCAACUAGCUGGGACUACGGGCUACAGUGAUGUCCUCGCAUUGCCCAUUUUUAAACAAGAAGAGUCGAGUUUGCCUCCUGAUAAUGAGAAUAAAAUCCUUCCUUUUCAAUAUGUGCUUUGUGCUGCUACCUCUCCAGCAGUGAAACUCCAUGAUGAAACCCUAACGUAUCUCAAUCAAGGACAGUCUUAUGAAAUUCGAAUGCUAGACAAUAGGAAACUUGGAGAACUUCCAGAAAUUAAUGGCAAAUUGGUGAAGAGUAUAUUCCGUGUGGUGUUCCAUGACAGAAGGCUUCAGUACACUGAGCAUCAGCAGCUAGAGGGCUGGAGGUGGAACCGACCUGGAGACAGAAUUCUUGACAUAGAUAUCCCAAUGUCUGUGGGUAUAAUUGAUCCUAGGGCUAAUCCAACUCAACUAAAUACAGUGGAGUUCCUGUGGGACCCUGCAAAGAGGACAUCUGUGUUUAUUCAGGUGCACUGUAUUAGCACAGAGUUCACUAUGAGGAAACAUGGUGGAGAAAAGGGGGUGCCAUUCCGAGUACAAAUAGAUACCUUCAAGGAGAAUGAAAAUGGGGAAUAUACUGAGCACUUACACUCGGCCAGCUGCCAGAUCAAAGUUUUCAAGCCCAAAGGUGCAGACAGAAAGCAAAAAACGGAUAGGGAAAAAAUGGAGAAACGAACACCUCAUGAAAAGGAGAAAUAUCAGCCUUCCUAUGAGACAACCAUACUCACAGAGUGUUCUCCAUGGCCUGAGAUCACGUAUGUCAAUAACUCCCCAUCACCUGGCUUCAACAGUUCCCAUAGCAGUUUUUCUCUUGGGGAAGGGAUGGUGCGUCCAAGGUUAACCAUUUAUGUUUGUCAGGAAUCACUGCAGUUGAGGGAGCAGCAACAACAGCAGCAGCAACAGCAGCAGAAGCAUGAGGAUGGAGACUCAAAUGGUACUUUCUUCGUUUACCAUGCUAUCUAUCUAGAAGAACUGACAGCUGUUGAAUUGACAGAAAAAAUUGCUCAGCUUUUCAGCAUUUCCCCUUGCCAGAUCAGCCAGAUUUACAAGCAGGGGCCAACAGGAAUUCAUGUGCUCAUCAGUGAUGAGAUGAUACAGAACUUUCAGGAAGAAGCAUGUUUUAUUCUGGACACAAUGAAAGCAGAAACCAGUGAUAGCUAUCAUAUCAUACUGAAGUAGGAGUGCGGCGUUUCGUGCCCAGUGGCUGCUGCUUCCUUCACCUCUGAAAACGGCCCUCUUGAAGGGGGAUAUGAAUGGAGAUUUGAAGGUCUGCAAGAACCUGACUCAUCUGACUGUGUGUGGAGGAGUCCAGGCCAUGGAGGCAGAAUCCUGGCCCUCUGUGUUGGCCCAAGCUCUUGUGGCACACACAGAUUACUGCCCAACAUGCAGUUCUGCAGCUGUUUUAGUUAAAAUUUCUGGACCUUGUUGUUGUUGAAUAUGAGUAGAAACUCUACAUAAUUUAGAGUGUAUGUAGGGCAUAAUGAUGAUGGGAAUUGUGUGAUGUUUAACAGGAAGAUCUUAAAUUUUGUGAUAUGGAGCCCUGUAAUUUUUUUCUUAUAUAAAAAUGGGUAUCUAUAUUCAUAAGACUAGGUCUUCAAUCUCUUUGUACUGGUCUCAAAUGUACUGGUAUCUCUGCUUUUUGCCACAGUUUGUCCCUGAAAACUUUAUCAAUGAGGAGAAAUACAGAGACAGAAUUUUCCUUUUGGUUCCCCUGUAAUACCACAACUAAUAGUAUUUUCUUUUUUUUUUUUUUUUUUUUUUUUUUGAGACGGAGUCUCGCUCUGUCGCCCAGGCUGGAGUGCAGUGGCGCGAUCUCGGCUCACUGCAAGCUCCACCUCCCGGGUUCACGCCAUUCUCCUGCCUGCGCCUCCCGAGUAGCUGGGACUACAGGCGCCCGCCACCACGCCCGGCUAAUUUUUUGUAUUUUUUAGUAGAGACGGGGUUUCACUGUGUUAGCCAGGAUGGUCUCGAUCUCCUGACCUCGUGAUCCGCCCGCCUCGGCCUCCCAAAGUGCUGGGAUUACAGGCGUGAGCCACCGCGCCCGGCCAACUAAUAGUAUUUUCAGCUAACAUUUAUUGACCAGGCAGUGUGAUAAAUUUUUUGAAUGACCAUCUUGUUUAACCCCCUAAUCACACCAUCUGAAGUAGGUGCUAUAGUGACCCCCAACCGAAGAUGAGGAAAUGGAGACACACAGUGGCUAAGUAGCUUGCUAGGUGCCAGGAGCUGGCAAGCAGUGAUGCUGAAAUCCAAACCAGGCAAUCUGGCCCUCCUUAUUCACCCUCUCAUACCACCAGUGCCACCCAUUAUAACCUGUGUUCACUUCGCUUAUUACUGUGGCCCUUCUGGUGACUACGACAUAACACUGAGUAUGAACUGAGGAAUUAACCACUGAAAGAGACAAAGCACACCUAAAUAAUGAUGAACAAAUCAAGACCUACAAAAAAGGAACACAUAGAUGCUUUUUAAGUGUCAUUAGUUAUCGGAAUCAAAGAAUUUGAGGUGGUGACAACUGGGGAUUAUCUGUAACUCCCCAGAUUUACUGUUCUUGAAUGACAUUCUCAAACUAUUUAUUAAUGAGUUAGUCUCAUCCCUGCUUUCUGUUUCCUCUCUCUGCAUCUUCUCUUGGCAUAGGAAGUUAUUUUACUCAUGCUGUGUUUUUUAAUAUAAGCUUUACAAAAAAAGAUGCAUUCCCUUCCUGUUCACACUCUUACCAUGUUUUUGUUCUUCCUUAAGAAUGAUUGUGUGUGUGUGUGUAAGUGUAACAUCAUGGGUUUUCUUUCUUCACUUGUAAAGUUUUAUCUAGAAAUACUUUUACAGGUUAUGUUGAGGUACACAAAGAUAAUAUUCUAAGAUUGUGUAUUGGAUUUGGAUUUGUGUGUGUGUGUGUGUGUUUAAAGCAUUUGAUAAGGUUUAAAUGUUUUUUAUACAGAGAUUUUUGUUCAUUAAACUCAAUCUGCAUCAUG